UGCAGUUAUUGUUAUUUGUGGACGUACAUUUUUUUUUGUUAACUCUAUAAGGGAGAGGGUGUUCACUUUUUCUGCAGUACAAGGGGAGGGUCGUUUGAAAAUAUUAACAUUGGGGAGGGGUGCAUUUCUUUUAUGGCACCUCGAGUUGUUUGUUUGUUUACGGUGAGGAAUGAGAUCUGGCUGUUCUUUGUCAAGGGGUACUGCAAACAAGGAGGUAAAGUUAAAGAGGGAGAGCGUUGCUGGGAUGUUUAAUUUUCCCACGUUUGCUUUGGUAGAACACCUGAGAUCAGGGGAACUUUUUUCCCCUUUUUUUACUCAGGCAGAAUCCAGGAUAGCUGGCUGGAUAUGAGUUUAUCUAGAUCUAAAGGUUGUCAGUAGAUACACAAUACCAUAUCCUCCUCAUAGGACAACAUACAACCAUGUACUGUACAUCCACAAUAAUGCACUAUGUUGUGCUUUAUUUGAUAAACCUUUCAAAGCAACAGUAGAAGACUAGCAUCGAUUUUGUGAAUGGAGGCCAUGGCAAGAUAUUCUGUUGUCCUUCUGGCUAACACGAGUCUCAUGACACACUGUUACAUAACUGUAACGUCUGUUAUAUAAACCUAACGUCUGUUCAGAUUAAUGCCGGAGCAUCCACUAUAAAAGGCCCUACAAUUGGGAAGUGAAGAACGUUCAGACUUCRUUUGCCCUGCCAGAAAAACAACGAUCUAGAGACUUCUGUGACCCUUCUAAGAUACAAAGCGAGGGAUCCAAGUGUGUACAGUUUGAAGCCAUGAGCCUUGGAUUCAGUGAAGUUCACCGUCCCUCCACAGUUUCCUCUGUGACCGAGCCCAUGUGCGUACUCACCACAGAGUGGGCGUGGUUCUGGGAGGACGAGUACGGCAAAUGGGUCCAGUACGCAUCCAUCAAAGAGAUGCACAGAUUGUCAUCCAUCACCAGUGAAGACCUUGAGAAAAGGUUCCAGGAGGAUCAAAGUGCUGUGGUGAAGUUCACUGCAGGCCAGCAGUCUUAUGAGCUGAGUUUCAGAGACAUGAUGCAAAAAAACAAAAGAUACGGUACUGUAAGGAUGGUCAGGCGUCAUCCUGUGUUUGUUUCAACUGCAGACAGCAGGACAAAUAGAACAUGCAACUCCUCUCAGAAUUUCAGAGAUGUUCCUGGAUUUUGGGACAAGUCUGCCAUACCUGACAUUGGAUAUAAGACAGUCACUCUCCUGAGUUCUGACAGGGACUAUCAGAAGGUCCAGAGACUUUUCAACAACACCAUGAGGGGCUUCCAAAUCACCAGCAUCGAGAGGGUCCAAAACAGGGACCUCUGGGAAGUCUUCCAGUGGAAAAGAGAUUUAAUGAAGAAAAACAAUGGGGGUAAAAACAGCAAGGAGCUACAUCUCUUCCACGGAACGGACCCAAAACACGUAGACGCCAUUUGCAGAGAUAACUUCGACUGGAGGCUGUGUGGAACCAAUGGAACUGUGUAUGGCGAAGGGAGUUACUUUGCCAGGGAUGCCAAGUACUCACACUGCUUCAUCAGCCACUCAGGAGUGAGGUCCAUGUUUGUUUGUCGGGUGCUUGUUGGUGACUACACACUAGGGAACUCGGACCUCCGUCGCCCCCCUCCAAAAGGCGAGGGAAAUCCCACUUUCUAUGACAGCUGUGUGGACAAUGUCCUGAACCCAUCCAUAUAUGUGGUGUUUGAAAAGCACCAGGUGUACCCUGAGUUCCUCAUCAGGUAUGAUGAUGGCGUCAUGCACUUGUCCUCUUCGGCUCCAGCUCCUCCCAAAACUGUCUCUAUCCAAUCCACUUACAUAGUCCAAUACCCAACAUCCAACCGGAUUCAAGCAGCAGCUGCUGCUACGCUGUCAAACUCUCGAGUUCCAUCCACUUCCACUUUGAAUCCAUCUCAAGCAGCCACCACUUUCUCUAAUCCAACCAAUUCUCUUCCCCCUUCACGUCUCCCAAAACCUGCCCAAACCUCAUUGGGAUUCAGUCAAUCUGCAGUCAUCAUGAAGCCAGCCCCAAGUUCUCAAUUGGUGGAUACCACCCUAGGCCAAGCUAAUUGGUCUUACAUUCCCUCAUUCAGCAAACUCCCUCAUAAACUUAUUACCCAAGCCAGCACCCCCUCUCGUACACCCAAUACCCCACCCAGCACCCCCUCUUAUACACUACUACCCCAGCCAGUACCCCCUCUUAUACACGCAUUACCCCAGCUAGUACCCUGUCUUAUACACGCGUUACCCCAGCCAGUACCCCCUCUCGUAACGCAUUACCCCAGCCAGUACCCCUCUCAUACACGCAUUACCCCAGCCAGUACACCACUACCCCAGCCAGUACCCCCUCUCGUACACCCACUACCCCAGCUAGCCCCUGUCUUAUCACGCGUUACCCCAGCCAGUACCCCUCUCGUACACCCACUACCCCAGCCAGUACCCCCCUCGCACACUCACUCCCCCAGCCAGUACCCCCUCUCGUACACCCACUACCCCUCUCGUACACCCACUACCCCCUCUCGCUCACACCAGCUCAACGACCACUACUCACAGUCUCCCUGCCAGCAGUACCUCUCACUCACUAUCCCCUUCAUACUCAUUGAGCACACCUUACCACACACCUUCUCACUCAUCAUACACCCCCACUUCCACAGACUCUUCCACGCUUUUGGGGUCUCACCACUCCACAUCRACCACUACUUCUGA
Molecule: messenger RNA, 2689 nt
Organism: Salvelinus sp. IW2-2015
Lineage: Eukaryota; Metazoa; Chordata; Actinopteri; Salmoniformes; Salmonidae
Source: RefSeq, a predicted model, not a curated record